AUGGGCAAAUCGAAACGAGACCAAUCUCUUGAAGACUUAAGACAGCACAUCCACAAAUGGUACAUACCUCUCGCAAGGCAGUUCAUAGUACUGUUCCCAGAGGGAGGGUUUCUGCACAAGAGGAGAGAAGUCAGUCAGAGGUUCGCAGAAAAGAAUAAUUUACCGAAGUUAGAAUACGUUUCACUACCUCGUGCCGGUGCUAUGAAGGUCAUCAUGGAGGAAGUGGGACCUCACAGGGACCAGGGAGCAAGCACUUCUAAAGAGAACACAAAAAAAGAUAAUAACUUUAACCAGAGUAACGCUAAGCUGAUCGUGGAGUCCAACGUUGGUGAGAGCAUCGAAUGGGUUCUGGAUGUGACCAUCGCUUACCCAGAUAGGAUUCCUUUACAUCUUCAGGACAUAGUCUGCGGGAUCAGACCUUCAUGUGCCACACAUCUGCAUUAUAGGCUGUACCCUAGUACCGAGCAAACGACUGACGGAUUACCUGAUGUUAAGCAGUCGAUGCCGCCCAUGAACAACCGCAACAACGGAGGAGUUACGAGUACCAGCCGACACCGAAGGCAUGACCCAAUGGCUAUACGACAGGUUCGUGGAAAAAGAUCAGAUGCUAGAAGAAUUUUACCGCACAGGCAAAUUCCCAACCAAAGGCAGCGGCCCCCACCUCACUAG
Spodoptera exigua (beet armyworm) is the source of this 669-nucleotide messenger RNA. Lineage: Eukaryota; Metazoa; Arthropoda; Insecta; Lepidoptera; Noctuidae. The record is from the annotation of a GenBank genome assembly.